Messenger RNA from Archocentrus centrarchus (flier cichlid), 1976 nucleotides. RefSeq names its product protein LRATD2-like. The transcript is spliced from 2 exons. The coding region runs from base 361 to 1185 and encodes 274 amino acids. NCBI's taxonomy places the organism in Eukaryota, Metazoa, Chordata, Actinopteri, Cichliformes, Cichlidae. The record is from RefSeq and is a predicted model, not a curated record.
CAGUGGUUCAUGCUUCUAUACAGCAGAGCAAAGCACACCACACAGUAUAACAGCUUACCAUACAGGAAGGAGAGCAGGUGCCAGCACAGUCUAAACUCCUGGUUAUUUUACUGAUGAGAACAGGAGCGAGUGAGAAAGCAGCUGCUGAGAAAAGCUGACCUGCAGAUCGACGCAGUUGGUGCUCACUCGGAGAAUAUCGGCUGGAUAUGGAUUAUUGGUGCCCCUCUUCGCCGCUUUGGAUUUAGUUAGUCCGUGCGCCCUUCCUUUACGUCUCGUUCCCGGUGAAGUGAGGACGCCGAGAACAGGUGGAUCCUGUUUCUGUGUCAGGCUCAAGCCGGCUUCCACUCACCGUCCACCUUUAUGGGGAACCAGGUGGAAAAACUAACGCAUCUAAAUUACGCAGAGGUGCCAACGUCGGACCCAAAUGGGUUCGACCCGGAAGACGACGGACCGCGGAUUGGCGUGUCUUACAUUUUUUCCAAUGACGACGACGACGAUCAGGACGAGAAUUGUGAUCACUUUCCAGCGGACAACCACCCGGUAAGCCAUGAAGAGAAGCCUUUCGACUCCCAGGACGAGCUGGAGUGCGCGAUUUAUUAUCGGGAGGAGUGCGUCUUCGAGAGAAAAACCGGAGCCGCGACUCAGUCUUCGGAAAGUCUGCUGAACAAGUGCAUACCGGGAGACCUGCUGGAGUUUGUGGCCACUGGACAGUAUCCACACUGGGCUAUUUACGUCGGAGACUUCCAGGUGGUUCAUUUGCAUCGUGCUGAAAUACGGAACAACUUUCUCACCGACGUGAGCCAGGGCAAAAAAGGCCGGAUAGUGAAUAACCUCUACAGGUACCGCGCACUCCCGCCAGAGGUGAUUGUGCGCAACGCACUGGACCACGUUGGGUCAAGAGACAGGGAGCUGUACUGGAGAAACUCGGAGUGUUUUGCAGCCUGGUGCCGCUUUGGCAAACGAGAAUUUAAAAUCGGAGGGGAGAUAAGGAUUGGAAAGCAGCCGUACAGGUUAAAACUACUGUUUUCAGAGAAGAAAAGUCACGUCCUGGAGUUUCAAAGUCUGGAGGACGUGAUCAUGGAAAAGAGGAGGAACGAUCAGAUUGGCAAAGGUGCCGUGAUGCAAGAGCUGGCAAACCAUUUGAAUACAACACAUGAAAUCAAAGAGGAGAAUUUUGUCAACUGAUAGUGGGUGAUCUGGUAUGGAUUUGAUCUUUGGGAUUCCACGGAGAUGCUCCAUGCUCCAUUGAAGCGCUUAGCCCAUGAGUUCGCGUGAAUGUGAACACUCGACCAACAAAUGUGCAUAUUCAGAGGGAGUUCAAGAUGCAUCAUGAAAAUAUUUCUCAUCUACAACAAGAGGAAAGCGCUGACAUCUAUCUCAACUGCUUUAACAAAGAUCACAAGGGCCAACACUAAAUUUCCAUACCUAAAUUUGCAUUGAAAACAAGUAAAAAUGAACACACCCAAGUGGCAGAUAGCCCUCCCUCCUUUAUGAAAGAAAGAAAAAAAAAAAAAAGAGAUUUCAGAAUUGAUCCAAGAUUAAGUGACUUGUUAUGGUGGAUACAUUGGCAUCGGAGCUGCACCUUCAGUCUAAUCAGUUUGGAAUGAAGUCAGAAUUAAACUGCCCAUAUUAUUUUUCUAAUCCAAUAAAGCUUUUGCAGAGAGGAGCAAAACCUGUUCUUUUAGUCCUAACUGACAAGAGUGCUUAAGCUGCUUGCUCCUAUACAACUCAGGUGUUGGAGACCAACCCACAGAGUGGAAGAGAGACCGCUACUCAAUGUUACUGCGUUUCAAGCUGGUGGAUAGCCUUCUGUUGCUUUAUAUCCAAUCAUCACACAGCUUUACCUUCUCUUGGACUACUUUGUGGACACUGUUGAUAGCUAUGACUGGGCACUUUUAUUAAUUCACCUGUUACAACAGUUUAUUUUUUGAAAUAGAAAGAUGUUUGUAUGAAGGAUUAUGGAAAUAAAUAUAUAU